This is a messenger RNA of Octopus bimaculoides (California two-spot octopus), 6088 nucleotides long. Its product is annotated as ranBP-type and C3HC4-type zinc finger-containing protein 1. The record is from RefSeq and is a predicted model, not a curated record. Gene Ontology annotation, molecular function: ubiquitin-protein transferase activity; ubiquitin binding. Gene Ontology annotation, biological process: proteasome-mediated ubiquitin-dependent protein catabolic process; protein linear polyubiquitination. Gene Ontology annotation, cellular component: LUBAC complex. NCBI's taxonomy places the organism in Eukaryota, Metazoa, Mollusca, Cephalopoda, Octopoda, Octopodidae.
AUCGGUAUUUACACCAUCUGAAGCGUAUUUGUAGAAAAUUUUAUUCAAAAAUAUCCAUUUUUCUGGAAGUUAUGAGGCAACAAAGCCGGGGGCACAUGUGUAAGCAGGCGCGGUCCCAGGUAUUUUUCGAAGGGAAUACAAGUCCAGGAGAUAAGGGCGUAAUAACAUUAUUUAGAAGGGCGCACUUCUUUUCUUCAGGUGGGGCAUGUGCCCUUCAGCCCCACCCUCUCUCUUGGGUCCGCUCCAGGUAGAAAUGCUUUGGUUUAUAUAUUUGUAAGGAUUUGUUAUAUUGGCACAUGGUCAGACAUUUCGAGGUAGAGCUGUAUUCAGUCUAUGUACCCCAGGGACUUAGCUAGUAUUUAUCGUAUUGAUUCCCGCCCGACACGCCAUGACCCCGAACUCUAGUCUAUCGCUUAUCUCCCUUGUCUGAUAGGAGACCGUCUUGUAACGACGCAACCCCCGUUUCGGAGCUUGUUGUCAUGUCUGUGCUUUGAGGGAUUUAGUUACAGCUUACGUGACAAACCUUGAAAUAAGGGUAAACCAACAUGACAACUAUUGACAACCAAAAUGACAACUAUUAACAAAAACCAUGUUUUUUCUUAGUUUUAUUGCUAAUACUCGAGAUUAGUUAUUAUUGUAGCACCUCGCUUCCUUGUCAGUCGUGAUCCAGCAAUGCUUUUGAUCGAAGGGUUUCCAGUCGUGACCAUCCAUCUUAUAGUCAUGCUCACUGUAUGUAGACAGGAAUGUAAAUCAAGAAAAUUAAUGAUAUAGUACAUUAUCCGAUAUUUGUGUGACUUGGAGGAGAUAUAGCUGUUAUUUAUACCAAGUCGAGCGAACAUAUCAACUCUACCAUCAAAUGGUUAUUUUGGAUGUCUUCCUUUUUUUCCUUAUUACUGUUGUUGCAUUUGCACAUGUCAGAAAUUACUUUCAUUACAUGUUCCAAUUCGGUGUCGUGUGUUGGAGAUUUUACAAUCAAUUUAUAGUGUUUUGUACUUACCUCUCGAAUGUUGCUCGCUUUGUAGUUGGCCUUCAAGUAAAUGGCCAGAGUCAUUUGGAAAUGAAGGGCCAAGAAAAUGAGCCUGGGGCAUGUAUACUUCAGCUGGAGACAGCCAUAACUUCAGGGGAUGUUAAAACUUCCCAAACUCUUGUUGCUUACCUUGCAAGACAGAAAACAUCAGUGAAGAUUGAACUUCUUCAUAAAGAACCUAUCGAUACAGAAUAUCGUUUUUUCAGCAUCAAGAUUUAUAUUGAAGACCGAGUCUCUUCAGCGCCGCCUUUUGUGAUGAAAAUUAAUUCCAAGACAACAGUAAGAGAACUUAAGAGAAUGGUCUUCCUCAAACAUAACUUACCUGUACAAGUCCAGCGGCUAAUUGUGUCUCAUAAAAUUCCCAAAGAGAAGGAUGUCUUAUCAAAACAUGGUGUCAAAGAAGGCAGUAGUGUGUUUAUUUACCUCGUUCCUGCAAAUAAAGUUAACCUAACAAAAGAACAAGUUGAUAAGGAAAGAUGUGCAGCAGCUGAAUUACAAAGACAGGAAUCAGAUGAAGUAUACCCAGGCAGUUUUGAUAUUCUUAGUAAUGCUAACUGCGAGGAAAUUCAUGCUUUAUCAGGGGCAUGCCUCAGAGUUCCUGCUGCUGAAAUGUCCAACCUAGUUGGAAGUUCUCCAGUUGAAGAAAAUGUUUCCGUGAAGCCUGGUUGGAAAUGUAGCAAAUGUACAUACGACAACCUUCCUAUGCGUCCUGGUUGUGAAAUGUGCACUGAACCACGCCCUGUUGACUAUGAGGUACCAGACAAUUAUUCUAUGAGUUCUGUGGAGAAAUACUGGAAAAAACAAGAGGAAGAUGCAGAACAAGUCCAAAGAGAGAUAGAGAACCAACACAAAAUUGAAAGAGAGAAACACAAGCAACAACUGAUCGAUGCAUCAAAAAAGAGUCUAGUUUCAAACCCUGAGCAAUUCAACUGCCCCGUGUGUUUUGACGAUAUUCCUCCUGGUGAUGGAAUCAUUCUUCAGGGAUGUCUGCACAUGUUCUGCAAGCAGUGUCUAAAUGAUGCAGUUUACCAUAAUGACUCUGGAGAUGCCAGAUGUCUUUUCCAGAACGAAGAAUACAAAUGUGAUGCAAAGAUUCCUGAACGUGUCAUCAAAUCUUUGGUUUCAGAUGAAGUGUAUAAACGCUAUUUAUACCUUGGAAUCCAGCGAGCAGAGUCUACAAUCAACAAUAGCUUCCACUGUAAAACUCCAAACUGCCGAGGCUGGUGCAUAUACGAGGAUGAUGUGAACUUCUUUCCAUGCCCUGUGUGUCAACACACCAACUGUUUGACCUGUAAAUCGAUUCAUGAAGGUAAAAACUGCAAAGAGUUCCAGGAUGACUUAAAUCGAGCGUCUCGCCAAAAUGCUAAUGCAGAGCGGACUAAAAUAUACUUAACGAACCUGCUUAAGUCUGGAGAUGCUAUGAAAUGUCCACAAUGUGAGGUGAUUGUCACAAAGAAGGAUGGCUGUGAUUGGCUGAGGUGUUCAGUGUGUAAACUUGAAAUCUGCUGGGCAACACGAGGUCCAAGAUGGGGGCCAAAGGGUCAGAAUGACAACAGUGGAGGGUGUAAAUGCAAGGUGAACGGAGUUAAAUGUCAUCCAAAAUGUAUGAAUUGUCAUUGAUUUUAUUUCGGUUAAUUUGUCAAAAUACAUUGAGGAAAAUAGAGAGUCUCUUUCAGUUAACUUUAUGCAAAUGUGUUCUUGUUGCUCGUUAAAUUAAUUAUUAUGUUGAUCUUUGAACACCUGCAGAUAUAUUUCUAGAAAAUUCAUAAAACACAGUUUUAACUUUCUUAUCCAUAUUACGAACAUUACAAAAUAUUGUUUGAGUAAGUUUGGAAAAAAAUCUGUAAAUUCAAAGAACUGCUUCCAGCCAUCUUGAAAGUCUACAAUGAGAUUUUUAUGAGACACCUUUUUUAGUUCAACAGCUGGGACAAGCCUGGAGAGGCCUUGCUUAAUCACAUCAACCUCAAUUUGUUAAUUCCAGGGUGGAACUUGUUUUGUCAAUCUCUAUCAAAUUGCUAAGUUACCACUUAACAAGAGAUGUAUGUGUGUGUGUGUGUGUGUUGAUGUAGUGUGACUAGGAUUGCAGGGAGAUGGAUAGAUGCCCAAAAUGUGUUGGAAGGAAGAGUGAUAUGGGAGGAGGGGAUGGCAAACACUAGUGGAGACUGAACUGGGAACAAAACAGUUACCUCAACAUGAAAGAUGAGAUGGAACGGAAGAAACCCUUCUUUACCAGCAGAGGUAAAAAAGCUGUCUGAACCAGUUCAUACACUGGCAACAAUAGUCUCGGAAUACACUCCUCUACUGCUAAUUUGGUCUCCAAGGCAACAGGAUUUACUACCAGCCACUUGUAGAGAGCCAUCUGAACAUUGAAUGGAGUCUAUUUCAUAAGUGUUUUUGUUCCUCUGCAUCUAUCAGAUGUGAAAAUGUUAGCCCUCUAUGCCUCGUAUAGACCCAGUUUCCCCCUGGGUACACUGCAUGGAAUUCUUACCAGCUCCUUUUUAGCAGAUUAAGGAAGGCUAUUUUACUCAUGUCAAUAGGUACCUGACUGCUUUCCUAUUUGCUAAUACUUUAGUCUUUGCUUAAUUCACUUUGAAGUCUCUCCAAUCCAGAUUUUGUUUUCCACACAUUCUGCUAUUAGAGCUAAGUCUUCAACAUAAAGGCACACGAAUGGGGAGGGAGUUGGUCUCAACCUGAAUCAACUAUGAUUUGGAGGACAAUAAUAAACAAGAAGCUGCAGACUACGCCCCGUUGCAUCCCUACGUUCACAUUGUAUUAGAAACUCUCACCUUCCUCUCAUGGACACACAUGUCUUAAGACAUUGGUAAACUUCCUGCUCUGGGUUUCUUCUUUUGCUAGAUAUACUCAACCUCUGACUUCCCUUCUUGCAACUUGGUGGUGUUCUUCACUGUCCCCUUUUAGCUAGUCUUUCCAUACCUGUCUCUGAGCCUCUACAGUUAUUCCACUCCCAUGUGUCUGGCACUCUGUUGCCCUCAGCAGAUUAUCCUGUAUUGGAUAGGGCCUUCUACUUUUAGUUAUUUUCACUUUUAAUUUAUUUGCUAUUGUUACCCACUCCCCCCAACUGAUAACAAACCAAUUACUGUAAUUAAAGUUUGAGAGAUUAUUUAAAGCUUGAAUCUGGAUGUUGUUAUGAAACACGUUUUAAACACGUUUUAAAUGAAUUUAGCAUUGACAUGCAAAUAUUGGCAUAAACGUGUGUGUGUGUAGUGAUUAUAUAGAGACGAAGACUUAAAAGGCAGAGGCAAUCCAAUUACAAGAUGAGUGAGGAGAUGAGAACAUUGUGAUAAUACAUAAUACUGAUAAGGAUACAGAAACACAACCUGAACAAAAUGGAGAGACUGGAGUCUCUUUAGGCUAUUUCCUUACUGAGGUUACGAAAUGGAGCAAGUUUGUAAGGAUGAGUGGGUUGAGCAGAUUAGGGGUCACAAAGCAAUGACUUACUGAGAGGAAAUGAGAAACUUUUGAAGCCAAACUAGGGAUUUACAGCAGAGAUUUGUGAGAAAGAACCUCACAUGGGGAUGGAUGGGAUUUCUUUGGUCUGAACAACGAAAUUUGUGAUUACGAAGAUGAUGAUACAUUUUUGAAAGAGGACAGAUAUAUAGUGUAUUAAUAAUGAGUGGAAUUAAAUAUUAAUAAUAAAUUUGCUGGAGGAGAAAACAGACGAAAUCAGAAGAGAAACUUUGGCAAGAUAGAUGCUCCGUUUAUGUACAGUGAAUGACAAAACACUACCAUUUAAGAGCUGUACUUGUCCUAAUUAACGAAUCACUUAGAGACUUACAGACUCCUUUCUCUAUUUUUCCACCCCUUUCACCCUCCCGCCUCUCCCCUCUCACCACCCAGCUAUUCUUUUUUAUUUAAUCCUUUCAUUUAUUUCUUUACUUGGCUCUGGAUGUUUCAGGAUUUGAGGAAAAUGGUGGAUCAGUUGAGUAGAAAAUAGAAAUAUUUGUGCACAGACAAACCACAUUCUGUUCAGAUGCUGAAUCUUUCUAUUAAGUUUGGGCAGCGGCAAUCAAAAGGUAGCUUUGAUGGAAUUAGCAUGCUAGACUAGAGGCAAGUACAAGUGUGUGCUGCAUGCAAGGGGCCUCAGUCAGACUCCUUCAGGACAAAGAACAUAAAUUCCCCUGGGUCAGCAAAAAUGAUUGAGGUAAUGAAAGCAUGCAACAAGAGGACAAUAAAGCUUGGACUCUUCUGGGCAAAUAAUAAGAGCAACAUUUACCAAAGCUGGCAGAAACGUUAGAAUGCCGGGCAAAGUGCUUCGUAGUAUUUUGUCUGUCUUUAUGUUCUGAGUUCAAAUUCUGCCAAGGUCGACUUUGCCUUUCAUCCUUUCGGGGUCAAUAAAAUUAAGUACCAGUUGCACACUGGAGUCAAUCUAAUCGACUGCCCCCACUCCCCCAAAACAUUUCGGGCCUUGUGCCUAGAGUAGAACAGAACAUUUAUCUUUACCAAUGCUACUUAAUCAGGACUGCCAGAUGUACGAAAGGACUGAUUCUAUGAUGCUUUUAUGCAGACAACACCAUCAUCACCAUCGUUUAACUUCUGCUUUCCAUGCUGGCAUGGGUUGGAUGGUUUGACUGAAAACUGGUAAGCCGAGGAGCUGCACUAGGCUCCAAUUUGAUUUGGCAAGGUUUCUACGGCUAGAUGCCCUUCCUAAUGCCAACCACUCUGAGAGUGUAGUGGGUGCUUUUUACGUGACACUGGCAUCGGCCACAACUAUGAUCUCACUUGGCUUGACAGGUCUACACAAGCAUGGUAUAUCGCCAAAGGUCUCUGUCACCUGUCACUGCCUUGAGCGGUGCUUUUUAUCUGCCACUGGCAUUGGCCAACAAACGGCAGUGACCUUCAUGAUGGAUUACAUGGAGGCUGCAGACAGAGCAAGGUUCUUAGUGUUGCAGAUCAUUAGCUCAUUUGCAUCACAGAAGAAUGUUCACUUGAGGAAAGGAGCCAGUUAAUUAGGUAGGCACACAAGCCAGAUGGUUGUGAAGAAUGUACAAGUCAAUAUAGGUUAGUGGUAAGUGACUGCAGACAUACAGCUUGAAAGAUUCA